Molecule: messenger RNA, 1971 nt
Organism: Babesia bigemina
Lineage: Eukaryota; Apicomplexa; Aconoidasida; Piroplasmida; Babesiidae
Product: serine/threonine protein kinase, putative
Exons: 1
Coding region: 1-1971 (656 amino acids)
Molecular function (GO): protein serine/threonine kinase activity; ATP binding
Source: RefSeq, a predicted model, not a curated record
AUGUCUGAUGUCGCCGACUCCUACUCCGAUGGCUUGUCGGAAGCCUCUGAUGCCGAGGAUGACGACUUAUGGCUUGCGCAACCCCCCUCCAAUCAGGAGGGUCUCAAGCAGUCAAACUUGUUCUUCGUAGCGCGUCAGGGAGACGAAAAGAGCCUGUUCCGAAGUAACCAGAUUUACAAAAGAAACCACUACGAAAAGGGGCUGACUAAGGACAAGCGGACUACCGUGCAGCAGGUUUUGGACAAAAGAACAUAUAUAAGACUAAGGAAACUCUGUGGACAAGGGGUAUUCCAUUAUAUGCACGGGGUAAUCAGCACGGGGAAGGAGGCGAACGUCUUCGAGGCAGAGACGCAACCGCCAUCCAGCUCUGCCAUUUCCCAUAAUGCGUCUAGCGAUGUCAACGAAGUCGUCACUGUAGGUCAAACAGUGCCAUGUGUAUGUGCAAAUCAUCUGGUGGAGGCUCACGUGUCAGCGCAGUCGAAUGGUACUGGCGCUGCAACCUGCCAUCCAGGUGAAGGCACAAAUGUGAACUGCGAUGAAGUGGCGGAUAAGAUUUCCGCGUGCAGUAUAAAGGAAACACUUCAACCUAAGAACACCGAUGAAAGCAGUCGGAGCACCGAAAAACAGACGCCAGGCAGAGUGGCCAUUAAGGUCUAUAAAACAUCAAUCCUUGUAUUCAAGGACAGGUCGAGGUAUAUCGAGGGCGAAUUCAGAUUUAGGAGAGCGUAUCUAGGAACUAAGAACCCUAGGAAAAUGGUGGCGCAAUGGGCUGAAAAAGAAUUCAGGAAUCUGAGGCGCAUUGCACUUUCCGGUUUAUACUCACCGAUACCCAUUGCGCUCAAGGACCACGUACUCGUAAUGGACCUCAUACUUGAUGGCUCCGCCGUCGCUCCUAAAGUGGAAAACUUAGGAGCGCUGCCUUUGUUCGAGUGGCAAACCAUCUAUGUGCAAACAAUAUGCGCAUUGAGAACGUUGUUUCAGGAGUGCAAACUUAUCCAUGGAGACUUCUCGAGCUUCAACUUGCUCUACUCCAAUGGGAAGGUUUACGUCAUCGACACAUCGCAGGCUGUCGAAAACGAUCACCUAAAUGCUAUGCCAUUCUUAAAAAGAGAUUGUGAAAACGUAACGCGUUUCUUCAAAAACGCUGACGUACUGCACCACGAACACGAACAAAUGAUACCCUAUGACGAGCUUAAACUCCUCACAGCGGAGCAGCUUUUUUGCUUCAUCAUUUCUAAGGUAAUCGAACCCAUCGAUGACGUCAUAGACGAAGACAAUGCAAAGGCGCUCCCAUUAUCGCAUGAUCAUGAGCUCUGGCAGGACGACUCACUCGCUAAUGUAAAAUGCUUCUGGAACAUAAACGAAUCGGAAAUCGCGCUAGAUGUGGCACAAAGUGUAGAAAAAAUGACCAAGUACUACAAAUUCGGUGCUACAAAGGACAUACCGGAGAUCAUGAUGAACAAGCGCAAGAUGUAUCUGUCACUCUGCAAAGCGACAUAUGACUUUCUUACCGGACCAACUUUCGCAAAUGAAGAAUGCUAUUCACACAUAGCGUGGCUGAGGAAUUACAAUUUCGAUAAACAGCUCCCAAUCAACAUUUCACAGAUGCCACUUGACGUCGCGGAGAGCCUCAUGGAGCAAAAGGAAAACGUAAUCAUAGGUAUAAAUGCCAUCGUGGACAAAACUUCGUGUGAAUCUGUUGAGGAAGCUUGCUGCUACGUGGAUGAUAAGGGUGAGGCGGAUUCCGACGAAAGCGAAAGUGAUGGUACGAGCGACACGGAAGAAUUGGCAAAACAAACAAACGACGUUGGCGGAAAUAAUACCGAUCAAAGGGCCAAAUUCACCGGAAAGAUACCAGACGGAGUCGAACCAAGGGAAUGGAAAAAAAUGGUCAAGGAGUACAACAGGGAAAGACGAAAAAGCAAAAUACCAAAACACAUUAAAAAAAAAUAUGGCUCCAACAAGGGCUAG